Populus euphratica (Euphrates poplar) is the source of this 1340-nucleotide messenger RNA. RefSeq lists its product as uncharacterized. Lineage: Eukaryota; Viridiplantae; Streptophyta; Magnoliopsida; Malpighiales; Salicaceae. Bases 51 to 1241 code for a protein of 396 amino acids. The record is from RefSeq and is a predicted model, not a curated record. The transcript is spliced from 2 exons.
AAGACAAGCCUGAUAUCAUUACACGUAUUUUUAGAUCGAAGGUUAUUGAUAUGUUAGCCUUCAUAAAAUCAGGCAAGCCUUUUGGUCAGAUAAUUGCAGAUGUUUGUGCAAUUGACUUUCAAAAGAGGGGUUUGCCACACACUCAUAUAUUGAUUUGGCUACACUCAAAUUUUAAAUGUCGUACACCUGAAGAUGUUGAUUCCAUUGUUUCAGCUGAAAUCCCUGACAAAUUUACAGAUCCAAAAUUCUAUGAAAUUGUUUCAAGAUUCAUGAUGCAUGGUCCAUGUGGUCUUGCAAAUCUAAAAUCUCAGUGCAUGAACGAGGGAAUUUGCUCAAAAAAAUUCCCAAAAAAAUUCAAGACACAAACAGUUUUUGAUGAUAAUGGCUUUGUUUAUUACAGACGUCGUGAUCUUAAAGACAAUUUUGUUAUCAAAAAUGGCAUUCAGCUCAAUAACAGAUAUGUUGUUCCAUAUAAUAGGGAACUCUUAUUACGAUACAAUGCCCACAUAAAUAUUGAGAUCUGUUGUCAGUCAAUGUUAAUUAAGUAUCUUUUUAAGUACAUAAGCAAGGGCUCUAACAGAUGUAGAGUUGUUGUUGAAAAAGAUCGUGCUGAUGAGAUCCAUACGUAUAUGAAUUGUCGUUUUAUAUGCCCAUAUGAAGCGGUCUGGCGUCUUCUAGAAUUUCCAAUACAUUCAAGAUCACCUCCUAUUGAGCGACUUCAAAUCCAUUUGCCAUUGCAUCAAAAUGUUGUUUACUCGGGAAAUGAAACUCUACCAUCAGUACUUCAAAAACCAGGUAUUAAAAAAACAAUGCUCACAGAAUGGUUUGCACGUAAUAGAAUCGAUCAUGAAGCACGUCAACUUUACUACUCAGAAUUUCCACAUAAAUAUAUUUGGGAUCCUGGUAAAAAAGAAUGGAUUCCAAGAUCAAAAGGUUUUAGUCUUGGUCGAUUAACAUAUGUUCACCCUGCUUCAGGAGAGCUCUAUUUUCUAAGACUACUCCUUAACCAUGUAAGAGGAGCGUUAAGCUUUGAUUAUCUAAAAAAUGUUUCGGGUGUUGUGCAUCCAACAUUUCAACUUGCUUGCAAGACCUUGGGACUUUUAGGGGAUGAUAAAGAAUGGGAGGACGUCUUUUGUGAGGCCAUGGCUACUGCAACAUCUCCUCAAAUUAGGAAUCUCUUUGUCAGUGUUGUUCUUUUCUGUGAUGUUGCUGAUCCAGAAGUUUUGUUCAGUAAAUUCUGACGCUCAAUGUAUGAUGAUAUUAUCACCCGUUUCAAGUCUAGCUUUGUCAUGCCUAAUCUUAAAUUAUUCGAUGUUGAGCUUAAAAACUAUGUUCUAUAU